UGUGUGUGUGUGUUUGUAUUGCUAUAUUAGUGAGGACCAAAAUGUGACAAAACACCUUUUAAGUGAGGACCUUUUGGUAAAGUGAGGACAAAAUCGUGGUCCUCACUUUAUUUUGCUCAGUUUAGCCCCCGUGGGGGUGGGGCAUUGUGCUGUGCAAAUCUCUCAAAUGUCCUUACUUCAAUAGCAGAUCAUGACAGAACUGUGUUUCCUUCAUUCUCCUGCGCUCCCUCUAAAGGAUAGAGACGUGAACUGCAGCCAAUUUAUCAUUGGCUGGAAGAGAACGGCUCCGAUUUUUUGAUUGGUUGGCUUGGUGAUUUUUGUGAUUGGUCGGCCAGUGAACGUACAUAUCUGUACAUAAACUGUAUUUCUUUCUUUAUUUCUUAAAUAUCACAAUUACUUUCCCAAAUAAGGAGUACAUAAAAUAGGAUGUAUGCUUUUCAGCAACAACUGCCUCACAAAUGCAAUUGUUUUUCAUCGAGCUGCAUUUAAUGGCGAUCAUUAUGCACGGCUUUUUGGCGCCAGCAUUACGUCACGUGGAGUACGUGAAUCGAGCUCGUGUUCCGCGAAACGUGACAGUGACGCGUAUGAACGGAGAGAAAUGACGGAGCGGUUUAACCGGAGACUGAGGCGGCUGCGGGAGCACCACGCGAUCUGUGAGCAGAGACACCGGAGAAACAGCGCGAAGGACGGAGUAAGUACUGUUCUAACACAGUAAAUAUCAACUGUCGAUUUAUUUUAACUUUUGUAUCCGUGUUAUUUCAUUAUUCAAUUAAGUGUUCAUGGUUUUAUGUAGAUAGAGAGUGGGGGAGGGAGAGAGGUACAACCACCAGUUGAUAUGUUUUGCAUAGAUUAGUUUUAAUUAAUGAUUUUAAUGAGGAAAAUGGCAAGAGCUGACUGCCAAAAUCGCCCCCUUCUUAAAUAAGUAUUUUUAAUAGGUAUACUGUACAUAUUUAUAUCUGUAUAAGUGAUGUAGAACAAUUCUAUAAGAGAAGCAGUGUAAAAAAAACGAAGCAAGUAAUGUUUAAAGAAUGAAAUAUAAACUGUGGAUUUAUUAAUCAGUGUAUCGGUGUUGUGUGGAGAUUAAAGAUGAAAGAUUAAUAAUGCUUCACGCGAUGUGUGAUCUGCGCCCCUCCCCCACACGAGCGGAGCGGAGGCCCAGAGCAGAGAGCGAAGCAGAGAGUGAGCGCUGAGCAGAGAGCGAGGGGGUGGGGGAGGGGCGGCUGGUUUCUGUUAGAGUUGAUUUUACUAAUGAGAUGGAAUCUGCCACACUUUUAACAUUAAACAAGGCGCAUAGACACAAACUGUACAAGAAUAUGAAGAAAGAAUCAUACACCACUUAUGAUGAAGAGGACUUUAAUACUUUAAAAUGUUGUUUUUGAAAUGACUGUAAGUUAACUUAAAAUUUUUUUGAUUAUAGAUGAAAACUUCACAUCAAGAUGGACAGAAGAGGGAUGAGGAGGAUCUGGAUGGACAGAAGAGGGAUGAAGAGGAUCUGGAUGGACAGAAGAGGGAUGAGGAAGAUCUGGAUGGACAGAAGAGGGAUGAGGAAGAUCUGGAUGGACAGAAGAGGGAUGAGGAGGACCAAGACGGACAAAAUGACUUCAUCCAGGAAAUUUGUAUAGAGGAGCAAUCGAACCAGGGCAACAAGGACUGGAGUGAUCUGGAUGAGAGCGAAGGCUCAGUCUUUGUUCCUUCAGUGGAGGAGUCUACUGAUGAUGAAGACCUCGAUUCAGAAGAGUCCCAGCUUGAAAAGACCAUUCGAAAGACUGUAAAAGACACAAUAUUUAAUACAUUUGAAGAAGUCAAGAAGGCAAAGCAAAAAACUCCAAGAAAGAAGGCUAAGCAAAAAAGUCCAAGAAAAAUGACAAUCAAAACAAGUCAGCGAGAUCCUAAAGGCAAACGAACGUGGAACAAAAAACAGUACUGUGUCUUCUGUGAAAAGGCACAAAGCAAGCUUGCUAGACAUCUUGAAAGAAGUCAUUCCAAUGAAACAGAAGUUGCUAAAGCCUUUAGUUUUCCCAAACGUUCAAAGGAACGCAGGAUUCUUCUGGAACAGCUCCGGAACCAGGGUAAUUAUUAUCAUAACAUCAAAGUCUUGGAAACCGGACGUGGAGAGAUCAUUACCUGGAGACAACCGACUGAAGAUGCAGACAUUUCUGAGUUCCUUCCCUGCCCGGAUUGUCUGGCGUUCUUCAUGAAGAAAGACCUGUGGAAACACUCUAAGACGUGUCGAGGACAGCGGGAUGUGAAGAGAAGCAGAGGAGAGCGAGUGAGAUCAGCUGCAGUCUGUCUGAUACCAACACCUGCACAGUGCUCUGCUGGCAUCAGCUCUCUCCUACAAGCUAUGAGACAAGAUGAAAUCUCAGAAACAAUCAUGAAGGACAGUUUGAUCUGUCUCUACGGUGAAUCACUUUAUACAAAGUGCGGUCAUGAUAAGUCACAGCAUCAGUAUAUCAUUCAAAAGAUGAGAGAGCUGGCCAGGUUUAUGAUCGAAGUGAAGUCCAGAUCCAGAGAAGUGAGUAACCUUACACAGCUCUGUAACCCUGAGAACUUUCUCCUAGCCAUCGCCGCUUGUAAAGAAGUCAGCAGCUAUCAACCAGAUUUAAAUACGUUUAAAACCCCGUCCCUCGCUCUGAAGAUCGGAUACUCGCUGAAGAAAGCCUGUCAGCUCAGUUUGGGACAGAGUUUAAUGGCAGGGGACAGAGACGCUGAGAAGAAGCUGAAAAACUUCAUCAAGCUCAUUGACAGUCAUUGGCGUACCAACAUUUCGAGUCAAGCCCUCAACACCUUGCAGCAGAGCAAGUGGAACAAGGGAGACACCAUCCCUCUCACAGAAGAUGUUGUGGCUCUACAAAAGCAUCUCAAGAGUGUGGAGCAGGUCUCAAAAGACAAACUCAAAGAGAACGUGAAUGGCGCAGAGUGGAAAAUCUUGGCUGAGACGUUACUCUGUCAAAUAAUUCUUUUUAAUCGGAGACGUGAAGGUGAGGCAUCCAAACUGCUCCUUGCAUCAUACGUGAAUCGAAACGUUAAGCCUCCUAAUGAAGAUGUGGUCAAAUCUCUGACUAAAUUAGAGCGGGAGCUGUGCAAUGAGCUGACUCGAUUAGAGAUCCGAGGGAAGAGAGGUAAGAAAGUGCCUGUCCUGCUGACCAAGGACAUGCUGGAGUCCAUGGACCUGCUGAAUGAAAGCAGGAGCACAGUGGGCAUCAGCGAAGCCAAUCCUUACGUUUUUGCAAGACUGGGGGCUUUAACGCACAUCCGCGGAUCAGACUGUUUGAGAAAGUUUUCCAAGACGUGUGGCGCAAAAGACCCCAGGAGCCUUACGUCGACCAAAUUAAGGAAACAAAUAGCUACUCUGAGUCAGAUCAUGAAUUUAAAAAACAAUGAACUCGACCAAUUGGCCAAAUUCCUGGGACACGACAUUAGAGUGCACCGCGAGUAUUACAGACUGUCCGAGAAUACAAUCCAACUCGCUAAAGUUAGCAAGCUGCUUUUGUCUCUAGAAAAGGGAUCUGACUGUUACAAAGGAAAAUCUUUGGAAGAGAUUACAUUUAGUACAGAGGAGACUGAAAAUGACAGAAGCCCUGCUUCCGGAGGCCUGCGAGAGCAUGAAUGCAGAACCACAGAAGAAGAUGCUUCAGAGAAAGAUGAAGAACCCUCUACCUCAGUAAAGACAGUCAAGCGAAAGCGUCGCGUCACAGAAACUGACGGUUUACAGAAAGAAGAUGAAGAACUCUCUACCUCAGUAAAGACAGUCAAGCGCAAGCGUCACGUCACAGAAACUGGUAAGCAGUCAGUAUAUCGGUUAGACAUGUGAUUUUAGGGUUGGGUACCAUUUAAAUGUUAACCGGUAUGUUACCGGUAUCUGUGCCUGAGAUUUGGUGCCGGUACUUAACAGUAGCUUUUUACACUAUUUUACUCUCUGUGUAAUAACAAAAACAUUUAUUUCAGGGGAAAAAAGCCCAGAACA
Messenger RNA from Carassius gibelio (silver crucian carp), 3967 nucleotides. RefSeq lists its product as uncharacterized. Lineage: Eukaryota; Metazoa; Chordata; Actinopteri; Cypriniformes; Cyprinidae. The coding region runs from base 1418 to 3814 and encodes 798 amino acids. The record is from RefSeq and is a predicted model, not a curated record. The transcript has 5 exons.